Cetraspora pellucida is the source of this 661-nucleotide messenger RNA. NCBI's taxonomy places the organism in Eukaryota, Fungi, Glomeromycota, Glomeromycetes, Diversisporales, Gigasporaceae. The record is from the annotation of a GenBank genome assembly.
AGGCAAAAGUGCAUGUAGAAUGUUUUAAAGAUUCAUCCAAUCAUACUCAUACUUUAGAAGAGAUUGAAAAAAUUAAAUAUUCUCAGAAAGCUCUUAAGGAUUAUUGUCCAUCAGCAAUUCUUAAUGUAGUAAAAGAAUAUGCGAAAGAGAACUUAAAUUUGGAUGAAAGUGUAAAAAGGCUGUCAGAAAAGCCUAAUUUUAGUGGCAAGAAAGUUUUACAUAUGCAUGAAGUGAAUUUUAGCAAUGAACAGUAUGAAAGGCAUUCUAUAAACCCACCAAUGUACAAUGGCUAUGAAGAAUUUGGAACAAAUAUUUUAGAAAAUCUGCUUGAACUUGAUAAAGCAAAUCAAAGAUUAAUGAAGCUGGAUAUUCUCUAUACAUCCAAGAGUGAAUAUAUUGUAAAUUUUUAUAAAGCUUUUUUCAUUAAAUCUUGUAUACUUUAUUGUAUGGAACAUACAGAUGCUGGAUCAUUAGAAAGUUAUACAGAAAUAAAGUUCUUUGUGGGUUUAGAUUCUGAAAUUCUUGAUGAGCUGCAUAAGUUUCCUUUUUCUAUCCAACAACUUCUUGCUGAUGAAGCUUGUGCUAUGAAAAAAAGAAUUGAAAAUGGUAAAGCUGCACCAAGAUUAACAUCUCUUGACUGUUAUUGUUGGUUUUGUUUUCG